Molecule: messenger RNA, 555 nt
Organism: Salvia miltiorrhiza (redroot sage)
Lineage: Eukaryota; Viridiplantae; Streptophyta; Magnoliopsida; Lamiales; Lamiaceae
Exons: 2
Coding region: 1-555 (184 amino acids)
Source: RefSeq, a predicted model, not a curated record
AUGGGGGUGUCGGUCACAUAUCAAGUCAACAACGCCUACUACACAAGUGGGUACUACUUGACUGACGGCAUCUAUCCCAAUUGGCCUGUAUUCAUGAAGAGUCCUACACAUCCGACGGAUCCGAAAGGGAAGAGGUUCCAAGUGAUGCAGGAAGCGGCUCGCAAGGAUAUUGAACGAGCCUUCGGCGUCCUUCAAGCUCGUUGGGCAAUCGUCAAAGGCCCAGCGCGUCUUUGGAGCAAGGAGGCGAUGAGUGACAUCAUGUUCACGUGCAUCAUUUUGCACAACAUGAUCAUCGAAGACGAAGGCGAGCAAGCAACACAGUGGGAAGAAGACGCCGACGAAGCUUCGAGUAGCGCCGCAUCUCAACCUCAUGUCGGUGCUCUGUCGGAUUUUCGUGCUUUUGUUGCACGACAAGCAUCCAUGCGAGACGCGGAGAUGCAUGCUCGCCUCACAUUGGAUUUGAAGGAGCACAUUUGUAGAGGGAGAGAGACUGGCGGCGGCGGCGAGCUGUUGUCGCCGGUAAUAGGAGAAGAAGCAGGGGUGGUGGUUUUGUGA